Talaromyces marneffei is the source of this 11964-nucleotide messenger RNA. RefSeq lists its product as uncharacterized. Bases 1 to 11964 code for a protein of 3987 amino acids. The record is from RefSeq and is a predicted model, not a curated record. Gene Ontology annotation, molecular function: ubiquitin-protein transferase activity. Gene Ontology annotation, biological process: protein polyubiquitination; positive regulation of protein catabolic process; proteasome-mediated ubiquitin-dependent protein catabolic process. The transcript is spliced from 6 exons. NCBI's taxonomy places the organism in Eukaryota, Fungi, Ascomycota, Eurotiomycetes, Eurotiales, Trichocomaceae.
AUGGGGAGAAUUAAGAAGGCGGCAGGCUCAAAGCAUGAGGCUACAAUCUCGCCAUAUCUGUCCGAGUUCAUCAAAUCUGCGACCAAGACCCCUCUCGCUCAGCUUCCAUCACAUCUCAGGACCCUUCCACGAACCUGGCCAUUUCCACGAGGCGACCUCUACCAUUGGAUACCUCUGCUGGAUCGAUUUGACGAUAUCUUAGCUUCUGUGAUUGAACGAUAUGGCUUGAAUCUUGGUCCUCAGGUGACGCCGUUCAGUCGAUACGUCUUACAUGAUGCAGCCGCAGAUCAGGAUGACAAUAUUGAUGAAAUACUCAACGGCCUUGGCUACGGUCCUGAGGGUGAUCGAGAACUUGUCGAGGCUAUUCUAUCCUUUUCACAAUUGCUGCAAGAGAAAUGUGGAAAUCGCAGUCUAUAUAGCAGCAGUGACCGUUUGAACGACCUGUUGAAUACAACAUCAAACAGCCUUUUAAUAACGACCCUUCGACUUGCUCUUUUACUCGCCCAGCGAUACCACGCUCGGCAGCGUAAUGCAAGCGCCACCCACUUUCAGCAGGCUCUACUGGCUGCCCAUUACAAUAUUGAUCUUGAUAAGGUCCAAAAACUCUCGUCACCUUUUCCUAGACCAACUGUAUUUGGAAAGCCGCCAGGUGCACCGACUUCUCCCAUCGUAAAAGCAAAGGAGAAGACUCUCCAGACAAGGCAUGAUGCCAAUGACGCUGUUGUACUGUUGCGGGAAAAAGAUGGAUGGGAAGAAUGGGGGAAUAUCCGUGCUGUAUAUUACCCUGGCGUCUCUGAGCAAGAGAAACAGCCUACGGAAACGCAGUUAAGCGAGCAGUCUCAUCAGUACCAGGCUCCAUCUACCCCUACGCCACUGCGGAGAAGUGCUACCAUGCCAACGCCUCGACUCAGCCGUAUGUCUAGUAACGAAGAGUCUCCUUCAGUGUACGCGGCCACACCAUCUUCUAGACCAGCGGAGUCUACUCGAAGCUCGAAGUUGGUCGAAAUACCCGCAACAGUUGUUGCAGCAAGCCCUCUGGAGACUAUUCUUGGGGCAAAGUUGAGUGAAGUUCCAGCGGAGUCAAGAUACGAUUUCUUACAUCGAGCCCGAGUCGCUCAGUCUUUGGUAAAAUCCGAUGUGACUCGCGAACAGAUCCUAACCAUUCGGAUUCUUGCACUUACCAACCUAGCAUAUCUAUACCCUGAAGCUAUUAUGCAGCAGAGGAUUUUGCAACAAGAUUCAGAUCAGCCAAAGCGGUUACAGAUCACGUACCAGCUUGCCGAGUUGGCUCAUUUGGGUGCUAGUGGAGAUCUCACGGCACUACGAACUACACAGACCGCUGCCUUGUAUGCUUUGGAUGCUCUCACAAAACACAAGUCAAGGUCUGCUGAUGUCUGUGCCGCCUUGAAUGUCAACGUCAACCAUGGAAUCCUAAUGUUCCUGACACGAAAGGCAAUCGCAGAGCUUUCUGCUGACCAGGAUGAUGGUGAGGAAUCUGAUGAAUGUCGAGAUGCUCUACUCCUAUUGCUCCGGACAUUACCAGGCUCAAGUUCAAGAACACCAGAAACUCUGAUCGCUGCUGGCUUGAUUCCUAUGUUUGUGGACGUCCUUAAUCUCCGCACAGAGAAGGCAAGACGUGUCUAUCCACGUGUCCUAGAGUUUCUUGAUACAUUUGUACACGCCGUGCGAGAUGCUCUUGGGACAUUGGCUGAUGCCAAGGGAUUUGAUGCAAUUUCCGAUCUGAUAGGGUUUGAAACCAAGUCUGCCUUCGACAAUGUCAAUCAGGGAAUCGGUAUACCGACCGAGUAUCGCACCCCAUCUGUUGAUUACGACAUUCCGUACUUCCAACAGCAAUCCUUGAGAUGGCUGUUCAGAUUCGUAAAUCAUAUUAUGCAGCAUAAUGGUGGGGGAUUCGAUCGAUUGCUACGCAACCUUGUUGAUUCUCCUCCAUUGCUAACUGCGCUACGCCUCGUCUUCGAAAAUGCGAAGAUCUUCGGUUCCCAUGUCUGGAGUGGGGCGGUUAGCAUCCUGAGCAGCUUCAUACAUAAUGAGCCCACUAGUUAUGCUGUCAUUGCUGAAGCUGGUCUUAGCAAGAGUCUUCUGGAAGCUAUUACUUUGAAAGAGCUGAAAGCCCCUGAAGCCGACGCCACUGUGAUAACUGAGGAGAACGAAUCUGCGAUUCAGCCUGGUGCCUCUUCGUCAACUUCCUCGACCGCUGCAAAUGUUUCCUAUUGCCUCUCUCGAACUCCCGAUCAGCAGCUAGCUCGUGGCAUUAUACCUGCCUCGGAAGCAAUGUCUUGUAUUCCCCAGGCAUUCGGUGCCAUCUGUCUCAAUUCGGCUGGACUGGAGCUGUUUCAAUCUUCGGGUGCCCUAGAAAGCUAUUUUGAAAUAUUUGAGAGCCCCGUGCAUGUUAAAUGUAUGGAUGCCAAUCUAGUCCGCUCCCUAGGAACGACUUUUGAUGAACUCGUCAGGCAUCAUCCGGCCUUGAAGAAGUCUGUCAUGUCGGCCAUCCUUGUGAUGGUAGCCCGCGUUGGUUUGUUGUGUAAAAAGAUGGCUUACAAGGGCGCCGGUGCCAAGUUAUGGACUUCGGAUGGACAGGGAAACUUGACCGUAAUAGGAGGGAAACACAGCUUGUUCGCGGACAUUGGUGAAUCGUUUGAGGAAGCAGUGAAGCGCGAUGGGCAAUUUACUUACCCUGCAUUACACGAAGGAACGCUUCCCAAUGGUGGUACUUUAAAUCUCGGCCAAAUCCCCGACUCAAAUGUGCAAGAUAUCCAAUCUGCUCCCUCGGAUGCAGAUGAGUGGGGACUUACUGCUGCGAACUAUAUCUAUCCAGUCAUGCGUUUCCUGGGGGCAUUCUUUGAGAACCAGGUCAACUGCACAUAUUUCAUUGAAACCGGAGGUGUUGAAUUCAUUCUGGACUUUGCCACUCUGCCCAGCUUGACUUUCGAUUUUCAGAGCCGUCAGGCUAACAAUGAACUAACUCAGUUGGUACACAUGAUGGCUGAAACGAAACCUCAUCUUGUUAUUCCAUCAAUAGUCAAGCGGACCCAAGAUGCUGUUGAUUGUCUUGCCGAUUUCUACAAAGAGCCCAAGCCGGAAGGAUUCUUCACCUCAUUAACGAAGCCCGACCUCGGAGAUGCUAUGGACACUGAGUCAACUGAGAGGGAGAAUAGGCUAGCGAAAGAACGCGGAACCUAUUAUGUGAAGCAUCUGGUCGCCACACAUGUACUGACUGAUAUUCUUCGUGAGAUUUACACAACUCCGAUGUAUCAAACACGCCCUAGCCAACAGACAUCGGCCUUUUCCCAAGUAAACCUAACGGAGCAGUAUACACAUCUCGUUACAACGUUAGGCCAACUUCACGCUGCCUGUGUUUGGGACGAGAUUCUUCUGCAGAAGAACUUGCCGCAACGCUGGAUUGAGGCCACUAAAGUACGCGGUUAUGACUUGGGCAGUGACGAAGCUAACGAUGCGCUUGGAUUGUCUAUCGGUGAUGAUAGGCGCAACCCUUCAUCCAACCUCGAACCCACUCCACCGACUUCGUCCACAGCACCGAUCGCUCCAGAAGACAGGGAAUCUGAUUCUGCACCAGCUGCAUCUGCAGAUGAAGGUGCUCAAUCCGAUGAUGACCGCAAACCUGCGUUCAAGAACUCACAAACCCUUCGCUACCUCCUCAGUUCAUUGCCGACGACGAUCUCGGGAUUCUUUCAUUUGCUUGGACAUGGUAUUCUCGGGAAACGUCGACCUGACACUUAUUCCAGACAGAAUGCGUCAAUGGUGGCUGAUGCCAUCGCUGGAGUUGUGCUUCGCCAACUACAACUGGAAGCCCCGAAUAAGUCUUUGGAUGUCAAGGAUCGCUUUUCGUACCUCAUUGUCAUCUUGUCCGCUUUUACACAAUUAUUGUUUGAAGCACCUGUUGAACGAUCCCAUUCGCACUGCCUGACCGCCAUCUUGUUUGCCUUCAAGAGACAGAAUGGCUUGAACAUGAUGAGAAAUCUAUGUGGGCUGUUCUUACAAGAAAUCAAUACUUUGGCACCCCAGGCUGGAGGAGUUGACGACUCUAAUAAGUCGGCUCGCCUUGCAUCAGCCUAUGGUGGUUUGAAGAUUAUUUUGACAUUCUUCUCGGAGGUCACUUCUGCUAAGGAGUCAAGCCAGACGCAGGCCCUUUUGUCAACGGAGCGUGAGCGAGACCGCCCAGAUUACUUCAGUCCUGGUCAAUUUUUGGUGGAUCUGCGAAUGGAAGUGCUGCCCAUGGUAAGAGAGCUUUGGAGUUCCGACUUCGUCGAUAGAGCUUCGAGUUCUAUUGUGAAGUGUCUAGUUGAAAUUCUCCGCUCUAUUCUUGACGGUGAACAUGAGAAUGGAGCUGUCCUUCAGAAGAUCAACGGCCAUCAAUUCUAUUCAGAGUAUCCGAAAAAGGAGUUUUUCCUCAACCAAGAGCGGCUGAAUACGCUGGUUGAAAGAGGAUACAACCUGGAAUUAGCACACGAGGCUCUUUACCGAUGCAACAAUGUACUGGCAACUUCAGAUGAGUACUGCCAUGCCCAGUCUUGGUUACGACGACCACCAAGACUACAACCAGAGUUUGACCUCGAGUCGACUAGGAGAACGAACGCAAGUGCAGAGGAAGCACCAGUAGCUGAAGCACCUUCUAAUUUGUCGGUAACGGAUACCAAUUAUGCUCUAGCCAGAAUUAUCCGUGAAGGACCGCCUCGCUUAGUACAAGGUGAUGGUGGUUCCAACAACAAUUUGGAUCCUGAUGCCGGUAGCAAUGCCGAAUUUCUUACACGAGCACUAAGUCGAUAUUUCGGUGAUCCAGAAGCUUUACUAAACGAGUCUCAAAAUGAUAACUCGUCACGAAUGCACCGUCGCGCCCCAAGUGAGUCCGUGGGUCAGUCAACAGAGCUGCGCAGGCGUGAGAUCACUACAAUUGAAGAUCUUGAUGCGGAACGGGAUAAGGUCCGAAAGAAUAUGAUAGAACGCUGCCUUGACGUUCUUAAUGUUCACCACGAUGUCACUUUCGAAUUAGCGGAUCUUAUUGCAUCGGCAACGAAGAAACAUCGGGAUCCAGAGGGAUUCAGAAAGGAAGUCGGUGAAACUUUGGUGCAAUCACUGAUUUCACUACAAAUCGAUGAUAAUGUCCAGCCUUCUGGUAAGAAGAUUGCGGCUUAUGCCAAUCUAUUGGCACUUGUUCUUCAGGACAGAGCUAUCUACAAUGCAACGUUAGAUGAACUGAAACAGUGCUUCAUGACUCUGCUUGGAUUUAUAAAGAUUCCUAUCUCCGAUAAGGCAGCAGAAGAAUCUUCACCAUGGGUUGGGCAAGUUCUGCUAGUCAUCGAGAAGCUACUUUCGGACGACGCUCAGCCGCCUCAAAUUCAGUGGAACUCCCCCUCGACACUCGACGAGCCUAUUGAUGCCGGACCAGCUUAUCUCAAGCCACCUCUGCUAUCCACCGAUGAGAAAGUGCAAUUAUUUGAAUCCUUACUUGACGUCUUACCUAGGGUCGGAAAGGAUGAGUCUCUCGCGUUAUCGGUGUGUCGAAUCCUUGUCAUUCUCACAAGAGCUAGGCACAUCGCAGUUCGCAUGGGUGAGAAACGUAAUCUUCAACGCCUCUUUGUCAUGUUGAAACAAUUAUCGAGUUCUUCCAACGAUAAGCUGCAAGGUGCUUUCAUGCUGAUAUUGCGCCACAUUGUUGAGGAUGAUGACACUGUCCGACAAAUUAUGCGAAGCGAGAUAACUGCUAGUUUUGAAUCUAGGUCUUCGAGGCAGACAGAUACGACUGCUUAUGUGCGACAAAUGUACCAUCUGGUUUUGAGAUCUCCCGAGCUUUUUGUUGAAGUGACGAACGAGAUCCUCAAAAUCCAACGUUUCGAACCAAGCCAGAAACCUCAGAACCUGGCUUUGAAAGCCACCAAAACCGAAACAGCACCGGAGAGCAAAGAUGCUGUAGACGAAGCUGUGGAUACUGUUGAAGAAAAAGAACCCACGGAGCCGAAAGAUAAGGGCAAAGUGGUCGAGCUAAAGCCUCCAGUAGUUGAGCAUCCGGAUGGUGUGAUUCACUAUUUAUUGUCUGAACUACUGUCCUAUCGUGAUGUGGAAGACAAAGAUUCCGCCUCAGAGGCUGUCGAAGGAUCUACUGCGAAUGUUCCAGAGCCACAGAAUGAGCCUGAAAUGUCUGUCGCUGAAACAUCGCCAUCGUCCUCAAUUGCCGAUCUCGGUGCUGCUCGAGAUUCUAAGAAGCAAGAAAAGCCAGCAUUCAAAGCAGAUGACCAUCCCAUCUACAUUUAUCGAUGCUUCCUUCUUCAAUGUUUGACUGAGCUGCUCUCCUCGUACAAUCGAACGAAAGUGGAAUUCAUCAAUUAUUCCCGCAAAGCUGACCCCAUGGCAACUACUCCUUCUAAACCUCGUGGAGGGGUAUUGAACUACCUACUCAACACAUUAGUGCCUACAGGGACAUUGGAGCAUGACGAAUCAGUGGCAUUCAAAAAACGCAGCAACACAUCUUCUUGUGCCAUGCGAGUGCUCGUGGCAUUGUGCACUAAGACAGGCGAAUUCGGUGGAAAUACUAGACGGCGAAAUGUUGAAGACGAGGAAGAAGAGCCUGAGUUGCUUUUUGUUCGUAGGUUUACUCUUGAACACGCUCUGAAAGCAUACAAAGACGCCAUGUCUUCCACUGAGGCACUCGACAUGAAGUACUCGCGAUUGAUGUGCCUAGCGGACCUUUUUGAUAAAAUGCUCAGCGGCUAUACUUUUGCUAGUGGUGACACGACAUUCCCAUCGUCUACAAGACAACUCGCCAAGACAAUGUUCGAAAAGCAUUUCAUAUCGUCGUUGACAGCUUCAAUUGCUGAUGUUGAUCUUAACUUCCCCGCUUCAAAACGGGUCAUCAAGUACAUCCUUCGGCCUCUGAACAAACUGACACAAACUGCUGUCAUACUGAGUGAAACCUCAAGUAUCUCCACUCUGGGUGAGACCGAAGAGUAUGAAAUAUCGUCAGCAACUUCUGUCUCAGAUAUGGACGAUGAUCGAGAAGAAACUCCGGAUCUCUUCCGCCAUUCAACUCUAGGCAUGUUGGAGCCCAACCAUGAAGAAGAUACCAGCGAGGAGGAAUCUGAAGAAGAUGAUGAGAUGUACGAUGAUGAGUAUGGUGAUGAAAUGGAUUACGACGAAGAUAUGCCUGAAGAUGAUGGCGAGGUUGUUAGUGAUGAAGAUGAGGAUCUUGAUGGUCGGGGUCCUAUUGAGGGCUUGCCAGGAGACACAGGCAUGGAUAUUGAGGUUCUUCUCGAUGAAGACGAAGAUGAUGACAGUGAUGAAGACGACGAAGACGACGAUGAUUCAGACAUGGAUGAUGAUGAAGAUGAUGAGAUCAUGGCGGGGGAGAUUACUGGCGAUCGCGAUAAUGACAGCUUAGCGGGCGAUGAAGAUGAUGAAUGGGAAAGCGAAGACAUGUCAGAGGACAAUGAGGAGGCAGCGGAAAUGCUCAAUCAGCUUGAGAGUGAGUUUGGUGACUUGAGACAGGUCGAUCCUCAUGGUGAUGGAUCGCGAUUUGAAAACCUCUUCCGUGUUAUCCACGAAGCCGCAGGUGCCAUGGACGAUUUCCCAACGAACAGCAUGGGAGGUGAUCCACAAGAGGACUUGGUCGUCGAUGGAAUGAAUGAAGAAGAGGAUGAAGAGGAAGAAGAUGAGGUCGAUGAAUUGGAUGAAGGAAUGGAUGAUAUGGACGACGAUCAACUCUCUUACGAUGAAGACAUUGAUGAUGAGGACAUGGAACCUUGGGGUUGGGAUGGCGAGGAACCACCAACUUCUCGCCAACAUCAUCACCACCAUCAUCGCCAUGUACGUGGAGCACCAGCUUGGACAAGCUUUCCUAGUGGCUUCAAUCGCAAUGGAAUCAUUCCCAUCCCUCCUUAUCGUUCUCAACGUUCUCAAAUGACUUCUCGCAACACUGACGAUGGCACAAAUCCGCUUCUCAUCCGUACCGAUCGUGGGCCGGACGGCAAUGGGCAAAUUCGUGGCACUGGUACCGAAGCCUUUACAGACUGGGUUCAUGGAGUAGAUUCAACGUCGACCGGUCGUGUUAUAUCCAUGGACACACCUGUUAGCUUUAUGAAUGCCAUCAUGCAAGCCAUUGAAGGCCAAGGAGGCCCUGGUUUCGGUGUCAUCACUCGACCAGAUGGCAUUCAUGUCCAUGUUGACCGACGUGCAUUGAUGACAGGCAAUCAUCUCCAAGGAAUUUUUGAACUGGGACGACCACAGAUCCCCUCUAGCAGAUCUCGGGAUGAUCCAUCGCAGUCGAUCAGCUUUGCUUUAGCAACAACAACUGCUAGGUGGCAAGAGGAAGCCCGUAUCCUCUUCAGCAGUAACCACGUUGAAAAGACUCAGCGUGUCAUCAACUCUCUAUUGCGUGUUCUCGUGCCUCCGGCCAUUGAAGAAGAAAAGAAGCGCCGAGCAGAAGAGGAAGAAGCCCGUAGACGCCGGGAAGAAGCGCGACUCGAGAAGGAGAGAGCUGAUCGUCUCGCUAGAGAAGAAGAAGAACGUGAACAAAGAAGAAAAGAGGCAGAAGAGGCAGCUCGGCGCCAGGAAGAGUUUGCACGGCAAGCUGAACAUGGAGCAUCUAUCGUAGAGGCGGAGGAAGUUGACGAGCCUAUGAACGAUAUCGAUAGUGCAGAGUCGUUAGCUGAAGCUGCUGCUGAAGAAACGGGUCCUACCGAACCAGCACAGCGGGUUUACACCAAUAUUCGUGGUCGUCAGGUGGAGAUCACGGGUAUGGAUAUUGAUCCAGAGUAUUUGGAGGCUUUGCCGGAAGACCUUAGAGAGGAGGUCAUUAUGCAACAACUGGCUGAACAGCGAUCUCAAGCCGUUGCUUCUGGAGAGGAGCCUACAGAUAUCAGCCAGGAAUUCUUAGAAGCUUUGCCACCCGAGAUUAGAGAGGAGAUUCUUCAAGCAGAAGCCGCAGCUCGGCGACGUCGUGAGCGAGAGUCGGCUCGUCGACAAGCUGCUGCUAGCGGAGGCCCUGCUCACGCAGAGGAAAUGGACCCCGCAAGUUUCAUGGCGACUCUUGACCCUUCGCUACGACAGUCUGUGCUUGCAGAUCAGCCAGAUGAGAUCUUAGCUACCCUAGGACCAGAGUUUCUGACAGAAGCCCGUGCACUUCCUGGAAGACGACUUGCACAAUUCGGAGAUGUCGGCCGUGUCGACCAACGGCAUAGGGAUGAAGUACAUGAACAGGAUACCAAGAAGCCUCAGCGGCGUCAAAUAGUGCAAAUUCUCGACAAGGCUGGAGUCGCCACAUUGCUUCGUUUGAUGUUCAUGCCUUUACAAGGUAAUGCGCGCCAUCAAUUACACGACAUCCUUCACAAUGUCUGCGAGAAUCGCCAAAACCGAGUGGAAACAAUCAGCCUUAUUCUUUCCAUUCUCCAAGACGGAAGCAUUGACGCAGCAGCGAUUGAACGGAGCUUCGCUCAUUUGUCGUUACGUGCUAAAAUGCCCUCUGUCCAGAAAACGCCCCAAUCAGCCAAGCGCACACAAGCCCCUCUGGCGUCGAGUGGUGCCAAUAUCGACGUGACGCCUCUUCUGGUUGUGCAACAAUGUCUUGACACGCUCUCUUUUCUGACUCAGUACAACCCUCACAUAUCCUGGUUCUUCCUGACAGAACACGAAUCAGCGUCCAUGCUGAAACUCAGAGCUCUACGCAAAGGCAAAGGAAAGGAGGCCAAGGACAACAGAUACCCCCUCAAUGCACUCCUCUCUCUGCUGGAUAGGGAUAUGAUCAUGGAAAGCCCGAACUGCAUGGAACAACUGGCCCAUCUCCUCAGUACUGUAACCCAGCCCCUGACUAUUCUUCUUCGACGCGAAAAGGAAAAACAAGAAGAUGCCUCCAAGGGUAAGGAACCGCAACGUCCUGAUGAUGAUGAUGAUGAUGAUGAUGAUGCAGAGAACGACUCAGGCCAUGCUGCUGCUGAGACUACAGUUGUACGUGAUACCGACAUGCCCGAAGUUACAGAUGCUGCCGGCACCAAUCCAAGCGAAAACGAAGAGAAGUCGAAGAAGCGUACAAUCGAACCUCCAGUGAUUCCAGAUCACAAUCUACAGCUAGUGGUGGGUAUUCUUGCGGCCCGUGAAUGCAAUGGUAAGACUUUCCGGGAGACGCUCUCGACGAUCAACAAUCUAUCAGCGAUACCCGGUGCAAAGGAUGUAAUCGGCAAAGAGCUCAUCUCUCAAGCACAAACAUUGAGCGAAGCGAUUCUGAUCAACCUUGAUGAGUUACUUCCACACAUCGAACAAGCAAGCUCCGGUACAGAUGUGCAAGGGUUGGCCUUGUCAAAAUUCUCCCCCGCUAGCUCCGAUCAAGCCAAGCUGCUCCGUAUUCUGACAGCCCUUGAUUAUCUAUUUGAUCCCAACCGAGUUGACAAGGUCAAGGGCGCCGAACCAGAGUCCGUACCCAAGGAGGAUGUUCUUAGAACAUUGUACGAAAACUCAACAUUUGGCCCUCUCUGGAACAAGCUCAGUGCCUGUUUGACAAUCAUAAGACAGAAAGAGAACAUGCUCAACGUCGCCACCACUUUGCUUCCGCUAAUCGAGGCUCUCAUGGUUGUUUGUAAGAACACAAGCCUCAAGGAUACACACAUUUCGCGAUUUGGUAGGGAGCAUUCGGUUGCAACGCCUACCUCUGAAACUGGUCCCGGUAUGGAGAAUCUGUUCUUCAAUUUUACCGAAGAACACCGUAAGAUUCUCAAUGAGCUUGUCCGUCAGAACCCACGACUUAUGAGCGGAACAUUCUCUCUGCUUGUCAAGAACCCUAAAGUUCUGGAGUUUGACAACAAGCGAAACUACUUCACCCGUCGUAUUCACUCACGCGGUGCUGAAGUCCGACAACCUCAUCCUCCUCUCCAACUCUCUGUUCGAAGAGAUCAGGUCUUCUUGGACUCCUUCAAGAGCUUGUAUUUCAAGACUGCAGAGGAAGUUAAGUAUGGAAAACUCAACAUUCGUUUCCAUGGCGAGGAGGGUGUCGACGCCGGUGGCGUGACAAGGGAAUGGUUCCAAGUUCUUGCACGUGGCAUGUUCAACCCUAAUUACGCACUCUUUAUUCCAGUUGCGUCUGACCGGACGACGUUCCAUCCAAACCGACUGAGUGGGGUAAACACUGAACACUUGAUGUUCUUCAAGUUUAUUGGCCGCAUCAUCGGCAAGGCUCUCUACGAAGGCCGUGUUCUUGACUGUCACUUUAGUCGGGCUGUGUACAAGAGCAUCCUUGGAAAGUCAGUGUCGAUCAAGGACAUGGAGACGCUAGAUCUGGACUACUACAAAUCUUUGCUAUGGAUGUUGGAGAACGAUAUCACGGAUAUUAUCACUGAGACCUUCGCCAUUGAGACCGACGAUUUCGGCGAGACUCAGGUUAUCGAUCUCAUACCAAAUGGUCGCAACAUUCCCGUGACCCAAGAGAACAAGGAAGAGUACGUGCAGCGAGUGGUUGAAUAUAAACUAGCAGGCUCUGUCAAGGAACAGCUUGAAAAUUUCCUCAAAGGUUUCCAUGAUAUCAUCCCGCCUGAUCUCAUCUCAAUCUUCAAUGAACAGGAGCUCGAGCUACUCAUUUCUGGUCUGCCCGAAAUCGAUGUUGACGACUGGAAGAACAACACAGAGUAUCACAACUACUCUGCCUCGUCGCAACAGAUCCAAUGGUUUUGGCGAGCUGUUCGGUCAUUUGAUAAAGAAGAGCGUGCCAAGUUGCUACAAUUUGUGACUGGUACCAGUAAAGUGCCACUCAAUGGUUUCAAGGAGCUGGAAGGUAUGAAUGGGUUCAGCAGAUUCAAUAUUCAUCGGGACUAUGGCAACAAAGAACGCCUGCCAAGUUCUCAUACAUGUUUCAACCAACUUGAUCUACCCGAGUACGAAAGCUAUGAGGAUCUCCGAUCACGACUCUACAAAGCUAUGACUGCCGGCGGCGAUUACUUUGGCUUUGCUUAA